CGAUCCGUGGUUUGAGCUCGAAAGCGAAAUCAAAUCGAAACCGAAAGCCAAGCCGAGUUGAGGUGAGCUUCGUGUUGGACUCUUUCAGAAGAAUACCAAAGAGAAGCUUUGGCUUUUUUGGCUUCUUCAGCCGAGGUUGUGUCUUUCAGUCGGUUUUUUGGCAGCCGAUCGCGCGGAUGCGGCUUAGAAAAAAGCGGGUUCAAUAAAUCUUCAAAAAGUGUUAAAACUUCUGGCAAUUGACAUUUGAAGGGGCCAUUCGAAAGGUGAGCUCAGGUAAUAAUGGCCGAACAGAAGCAGCUGGAAAUAAUUGCAAAUGAGACAUCAUCAGUCACCGGAUUGAGACGUCAGCCCACCAAAUAUCCCCAUGGCCUCAACAUCACGGUCCAGACCAUCGACGAUGAUAGUUUGGUCUCUGUGAAAGAUCCCAGCGACUACUCCCGCACCACAGGCGAAUCGUGCUGGAGUGAGACACAGAAAUACCAUAUUGGAAUGCUGGGCAGUCCCGAGACUCUGGCUGAACUUCAAGUUCGACGCUAUAAGUACCCAUUGACGGCCAAUUACUAUUUGAAUGGCAAAUUGGAUAAUUUGGAGAAGCCAACACCCUGGAUGAUGUUGGGCUAUGCUCGACGCGCCUGCAGGUGGAAAUAUCUAAGGUGGCCCAUUAUUUUCGUGGCCAGUGUCUUGCUUUUCUUCGGACUGAUCACCUACUGUCUGUGGCUGCACGAUGUCAGUGUGGCUAGAGCCAAGUUCCUUCAGCGUCGCUAUGAAGCCACUCUGACAUCCACGAGUUCGAAUAGCAAUGAGGUUUGGGAUGAGGAAACCACCAGCACCACCGAACGUGAGCCCCAGGAAACCACACGACUCAGAGCGAUGGCUGAUGAUGGGGAUAGCACAGAGUUGCCUGAAAUAUCAUUUGCUGAGGAUGGUGAUUCGGAGGAUGGGGACGAAGAUGGCGAUGCCGACUAUGAUGACACCUUGCUGCCAGCGGAUAGCAUCAGAUUCACCUCAGGGCAUCAGAAUAGCUUCGGGGUACCCAUCGAGCAGGACAAGCGAAUGUUGCAGUUGCUCAAAGACUUACUGCCCAAACCCCAGGCGACUCCUGCUGGCAACGAGCAUCCUUUGACCCGUGUGUCCCCUACCCUGCCGCCUCCCUCGUCGGCCAGUGGGCGGCCAACACAAGCAAUGACCUUGACCACCCCCUCGACGACAAACAGUGGCUGCCAGUCGACCAUGCUGCCGAUGUGCCAGGGUGUGCUCGACUAUGAUCUGACCUACAAUCGUGAGGGAGCUGCUCCGCGGGAUGCGGUCUCAAUGGCUGCCUACGAGCAGCUCAUCCGGUCCAACUGCUCGGCGAGGGCGGCUGAAUUUGUUUGUGGGGCUCUGGAACCAGAGUGUCGACCCUUGCAUAUUGGACAACUGCCGCCAUGUCGGCGCAUCUGCAAGGCCAUUCUAGAGGCCUGUUCCGUAGUGAUUGCCAACUCGGAUGUCCUGAGUGAGCUCUUCGACUGCAACCUCUAUCCCGAUGCCCAUGAGAGUCACAAAUGCGAGGAUUCCACUAGGAGGCGGGAUCAUUGCUAUGGAAAUGAGUUCCAGUGCCAUGAUGGGAGUUGCAUUCCCCAAAACUGGCAGUGUGACAAGAUCAAGGAUUGCCUGGGUGGCGAGGAUGAGGAUGAGCAAUGUUUGAUUUGCGAACAGGACGAGUUCCGUUGCCGUUCGAAUGAGAAAUGUAUACCAGAAAAGUUGAGAUGUGAUCAAAACUUCGAUUGCUUCGAUGGCAGUGAUGAGGAUGAUUGCGAUGAGUACGGAUCGGGAGACUUGGGUCCUUUCGAUGAGGCCGAACUGAAUGCCUUUCCAAGGGUCUUUUCAUAUGCCAGUUUCUUGUCGCCAAACGAGACGAAUGAUAAGCUAUAUACCUAUAUAACGGCGACGACAGACGAGGAUGCGGGCACGGAGACCAAAUUCCAGAUUCACAAGGUGGCUGCUCCAGCUCCACCACCGGUUAAUACUAGUGCAGAGGAACCAGCUGGUGGAUCAAAAGGAUUUGUGAACUUUCGUGACAGCAAAGAGAUUAUGAUGACCAGCGAUUCGGAGAACAAGUUCAAAUAUUCCCAGAGAGCGAAUCGCACUUCUGUGAAGUUUAGCACGUCCGCGCCCACAACUCCGGCGGCCAGAACGGCAAGUGCGAUUCCCAGUUCGGCCUUGGCUCAGCAGCGUGAAAGGGACAGGGCCAUAAGUACUACUAGCACCACUAGUGCCCCUUCAACCACAACCACAUUUGACCCACCCACAACUAUGCCUGAGCUCUAUGAAGUGGUCACCACGCCAGGUGGCUGUCGCCCCCAUGAACUUCGCUGCGUGAGUGGCAAGUGCAUUACAGUCAGUCAAUUGUGCGAUAAGCAAAUUGAUUGCCCCGAUGCUGCCGACGAAAUAAUGUGCGUUUAUCGGGAACGUCCUAUUGGGAGGCGGCCACUUUUUACCAUCCCGACCACGGAUCCACCCUCAACAUCAUCAUCAGCACCACCAGAAACAAGUACUAUGACGACCACCACUUAUCCGGUGACUAGUACAAAGCGUUCGCCGAGGACCACGCCCAACCGAAGUCGAAAGCCCAAGUCUUAGAGUGAUGUAUCUUGUAUCUAAUGUUUAUUUAUAUCUCUAUUACUUCCCCCAUCAUCUAUGUAUUUUCUAUCGCUCGCUAUAUGUAUGAUAAAUCUAUGAUAUCUGUAAAUCUUUGCUAGUGGCUAAGUUGAUUAGUGUUUAGAGUUGUUUGACUAUUUUUAUGUGCGUGAAAUUGUAUUUUUAGCAAUGAAUAAAGUAUAAGAUGUGAGUAAUCUUA
Drosophila eugracilis is the source of this 2836-nucleotide messenger RNA. RefSeq lists its product as uncharacterized. Gene Ontology annotation, molecular function: protein binding. Gene Ontology annotation, cellular component: plasma membrane. NCBI's taxonomy places the organism in Eukaryota, Metazoa, Arthropoda, Insecta, Diptera, Drosophilidae. The transcript is spliced from 6 exons. The record is from RefSeq and is a predicted model, not a curated record. The coding region runs from base 280 to 2619 and encodes 779 amino acids.